AUGGAGUCUCUAGUAGCUGCGCUCCCCGCGGGCGGCGCGGCGGCGGCGGCGGCGGCGGCGGCGGCGGCCGUCGGCGGGCUGGUGGCCGCUGCAGCGCUCGCCGGAAAGGCCGGCCUCGCCGGGCCCAAGAAACACCUCAACGCGCCCCCAGCUGUCCCUGGUUUACCAAUGAUUGGGAAUCUUCAUCAGUUGAAAGAGAAGAAACCCCACCAGACCUUUACAAAGUGGGCUGAAAUUUAUGGGCCAAUUUACACUAUAAGGACCGGUGCUUCUUCUGUAGUUGUGCUCAAUUCAGCUCAAGUAGCCAAGGAGGCAAUGAUUGCAAAAUUCUCAUCAAUAUCUACUCGAAAGCUAUCUAAGGCAUUGUCAGUGCUCACCCAUGACAAAACUAUGGUUGCUACAAGUGACUAUGGUGACUUCCACAAAAUGGUUAAGCGUUAUGUCAUGACAUCCAUGCUGGGUACUUCUGGCCAGAAACAAUUUAGGGACACAAGAAACAUGAUGGUUGACAACAUGUUGAACACUUUCCACACAUUGUUGACCGAUGAUCCAAAUUCUCCUCUGAACUUCCGUGAAGUCUUCAAGAAUGAAUUAUUUCGCUUAUCCCUGAUUCAAGCUUUAGGUGAGGAUGUGAGUUCAGUCUAUGUGGAAGAGUAUGGGAAGGUUAUAUCAAAGGAGGAAAUCUACCAGGCCACUGUGGCUGACAUGAUGAUGUGUGCAAUUGAGACUAGGAUAUCCUACCUGGACUUCCUGCUGGCAGAGAAUACACUGACUGAUGAACAGUUACUGAUGCUGGUGUGGGAGGCAGUCAUAGAAGCUGCUGAUACUACUUUGGUCACGACCGAGUGGGCCAUGUAUGAGAUUGCGAAGCACCCAGAGAAACAGGAAUACCUUUAUCAAGAAAUCCAAAAAGUGUGUGGCAAUAAGACAGUUACCGAGGAUCACCUGCCAGAGUUACCUUACUUGAACGCGGUGUUCCAUGAGACCCUGAGGCGGCAUUCUCCAGUUCCAUUAGUGCCUCCAAGAUUUGUCCAUGAGAAUACCAACUUGGCUGGCUAUGAGGUUCUAGCCGGCACAGAGAUGAUCAUCAAUCUGUACGGAUGCAACAUGAACAAAAGCGACUGGGCCGAUCCUGAGGAAUGGAAGCCAGAGAGGUUUCUGGACGGGAGGUUUGAGGCUGCAGAUCUGUACAAGACCAUGGCCUUUGGUGCAGGAAGGAGGGCCUGUGCUGGCAGUAUGCAGGCGGUGAACAUCUCGUGCACAGCCAUCGCUAGGUUUGUGCAAGAGUUUGCCUGGAGGCUCAAGGAAGGUGACGAGGACAAGGCUGACACCAUCCAGCUUACAACCAACAGGCUUUACCCAUUGCAUGUGUACCUCACGCCUAGAGGAAGGAAAUGA
Molecule: messenger RNA, 1398 nt
Organism: Miscanthus lutarioriparius
Lineage: Eukaryota; Viridiplantae; Streptophyta; Magnoliopsida; Poales; Poaceae
Source: the annotation of a GenBank genome assembly